AUGGCGUCUCCGAGCGGAAACCCUAACCCUAAUCCCAAUCCACCAUUCGAGAUCGGGAAACUCUUCAGGCCACCGAACCCCAUGCCCACCGCCACCCCCAACACCAUCUUCCCCGGCGUCGCCGGAGGCCCGGCGGGCCCGCCGCCGCCGUCUGGUCCCUACUCCUACCCUCCGGUGACCCCACCCUUCCACCGCGGACCCUACAUCCACUACCCGCAGGACCCCCAUGCCAUGCCCCGCCCCGUUGUCUCCUUCCCCAUGCCAAACCCAAACCUGAACCCCAACCCGAACGCUAACCCCAACGCCGCCGCCCCGGGCCCUAACCCCGGCGCGCGCCUCAUGCAGCUGCUCGGGAACUCCGGGCCGACCCAACUCGAGACCGCCGUCUCCAUGCCCCCGCCCACGUCGGAGUUCGCACAACCGCAGCCGCUCCCAGCGAUGCCAUCUGCGCCGCCGGCCAGGAUGCUGAGCAGCACCAACAGCAAGGUGCCCAGGGGACGGUUACUUGGCACCGGGGAACGAGCGGUACACGAUGUUGACUCGAGGCUGCCUGGGGAAGCGCAGCCACCGCAGCUGGAGGUAACACCGAUUACCAAGUACACAUCAGAUCCGGGGCUCGUGCUGGGCAGACAGAUCGCUGUGAACCGGACGUACAUCGUGUAUGGGCUCAAGCUCGGUAACAUCCGUGUGCUGAACAUCAACACCGCACUCCGCUCACUCCUCCGUGGUCACACACAGAGAGUGACAGACAUGGCUUUCUUUGCUGAGGAUGUCCAUCGUUUGGCAAGCGCGAGCGUAGAUGGGCGGAUAUAUGUGUGGAGGAUCGAUGAAGGACCUGAUGAGGAAAAAAAACAACAAAUUACUGGAAAGAUUGAAAUCGCCAUCCAGAUUGUAGGCGAGGCUGAAGCUUACCAUCCAAGGAUAUGUUGGCACUCGCAUAAGCAAGAGAUUCUCUUUGUUGGAAUUGGGAACUGUGUCUUAAGAAUAGACACAACUAAAGUGGGUAGAGGAAAAGACUUUACUGUGGAAGAACCUGUUAAAUGUCAUCUUGAAAAGCUUAUUGAUGGUGUUCGCUUAGUUGGUAAGCAUGAUGGUGAUGCGACUGAUUUGUCCAUAUCUCAAUGGAUGAGCACCCGCCUAGCCUCUGGAUCCAAGGAUGGCACGGUUAAGAUCUGGGAUGAUCGCAAACAAGUGCCAUUAUCAAUUUUUAAGCCCCAUGAUGGUCAACCUGUUUAUUCAGUUGCUUUUCUUACAGCACCUGAACGACCAAAUCAUAUAAAUCUAAUUACAGCGGGUCCUCUGAAUCGAGAAGUUAAAAUUUGGGCUUCUACUAAUGAAGAUGGCUGGUUGUUGCCAAGUGAUUCUGAGACUUGGAAGUGUACUCAGACCUUGGAACUCGUUAGUUCUCUGGAACCUAGAGUCGAAGAGGCAUUUUUCAACCAGGUUGCAGUGCUGCCUCAAGCAAGCCUGAUUUUGCUUGCAAAUGCUAAAAAGAACGCUAUUUAUGCCGUGCAUGUUGAGUAUGGCCCAGAUCCUGCCUCUACUCGCUUAGACUAUAUAGCAGAUUUCACAGUUGCAAUGCCUAUAUUAAGCCUCACCGGAACACACGAAAGCCAACCAGAUGGUGAACAAGUUGUUCAAGUCUAUUGUGUUCAAACUAUGGCCAUUCAGCAAUAUGGUCUAGAGUUAUCACUCUGUUCGCCUCCUACAGCUGAUAGUACUGGGUUUGGAAGAGAUCCUGCUAUUUCCCGUGUUUACGAGGCGCCUCUGGAAAUGGCAGGAACAGAGUCAUCUACAGGAACUAGUUUCACAGACUCUUACUCUGUCAGUGCUUUGAGUAAACCACCAACUGUUGAACAGUCUGCAGAUCUUGAUCUGAAACCAUCAGCUCCACCGCUUGCAUACUCAGAAGGUGAUGGUUCCAUGCCUCUUCCAUCUGCACCUCUUGCACCAAAGAUGGAGAUUCCUGGAUCAGGACCAGCACCUGGAACUCGUGAUAUAGAUCAAUCAGCUUUUGACUAUACAACAAACAGAAACAUGGAGCGUGAUGCUUUGAAAAGGCAAGAUACACCCAUGCCCAUUAGGAAGGAUAUCUUAGGAAAAGAUGAGCCAAGAGAUGGUCACAGUGAUGUUCCAAUGCUUCCAAAUCCCCGUUUGAUGUUUCAGGUUGGAGGGAAUGCUACACACUUGGUUACUCCAUCUGAAAUUAUAUCGGGCACUCUCUCGUCUGCUGAAAACAAUGAUGUUUCCAAAUCUGAUGGAGGAAAAAGUCAAGAUAUUUCCAGCAGAAGCUCUCGGGUUGCAGAAGUGGAACCAAAGCAUAUUGAUGAGAGUAAACCAGAUCAAAAUUUAGGACUUGAAGCUGUCAAGGAAACUCAGAUUGUUUGUGAGAAUAUGGAGAAAACUCAUUCUUUGGAGCAAACUGUUGAAAUGAUCAGUGAGCGCUCAGUUACAACUGAUAAGUACAGUGUGGAAGAAUCACAGUCAUCAUCUGAUCGACGGGCAUCAGACCAGACUGGUGUUGCUGAUGAAAAUGUUCUGAAGAAGUUUGUGGAAAUCCCUGAGAAAAUUGAUUACUCCUCUGCUUCCAGGGAGCAAUCAUCUUCGUUUACGAAAGAGGAGAAAGUUUUGCACCCUCAAACAUCUGGUCAGCCAUCUCCUCCUGUGAGUGCUUUCAAUUCAACUGAGUCACAUGAGCCUUUGAGCUCCACAUACCUACCUGCCAGCUCCUUCCCAGAAGCUGCUGCCACACAAGGGAUGCUGCAACAGCUCAUGGGGAUGCAGAAGGACAUGGAAAAGCAGCUUAGUACUGUGGUUCCUGCAUCCAUCGCAAAGGAGGGCAAAAGACUUGAGACAUCAUUAGGGCGAGCUGUAGAGAAAUCAAUCAAGGCUAAUAUUGAUGCGUUUUGGGUUCGUCUCCAGGAGGAAAACACUAAGCGUGAAAAGGCUGACAGAGAGCGAAUGCAGCAAUUGGUUACUCUCAUUACGAACUCAAUAAAUAAGGACUUGCCUUCUAAUCUGGAGAAAUCACUUAAGAAAGAAAUUUCUUCACUUGGACCUAUUGUUGCCCGCGCAAUUACACCUAUUAUUGAGAAGUGCCUGACCUCUGCUGUUUAUGAUUCAGUUCAGAAAGGGGUGGGUGACAAGGUGUGCAAUCAGCUGGAAAAGUCUAUUACUGGAAAACUUGAAGCUACACUUGCCAGGCAAAUCCAAAUGCAGUUCCAUACAUCUGGAAAACAGGCUCUUCAGGAUGCUUUGCGUACUAGCUUUGAAUCAUUGCUUGUUCCAGCGUUUGAGCAAACAUGCAAGACAAUGUUUGAGCAAAUAGAUGGUGCAUUUCAAAAGGGAAUGUCUGAGCACUCCAUUGCUAUUCAGCAGCAAGUUGAGGCUGCACAUACUCCGUUAGCGCUAACUCUAAAAGAAACCAUCAAUUCUGCAUCAUCAAUCACCCAGAGUUUUUCAUCAGAGUUACUUGAUGGCAAUCGCAAGCUAUUGGCACUUGUUACUUCUGGGAAUGCCAAGGCACAUAAUACCAGUGCUUUGCAGCCCAUUAAUGGUCCUAUGGGUGGCCCCCAAGAGGUUGAGGCUCCCUUAGAUCCGAUGAAAGAGCUUAGCAGACUGAUAUCUGAACGCAAGUUUGACGAAGCGUUUACAAUGGCUCUUCAAAGGAGUGACGUUUCCAUAGUAUCGUGGCUGUGCUCCCAGGUUGAUUUGCGGGCAUUAUGUGCAAUGGCCCCAGUACCUCUUAACCAGGGGGUCCUUCUUGCCUUAUUGCAGCAGCUAGCAAUUGACAUUCACAAUGAGACAUCACGAAAGGUUCAAUGGAUGACAGAUGUUGCCAUGGCAAUCAACCCAGCAGACCAGAUGAUCACGGUGCAUGUGCGACCUAUCUUUGAGCAAGUCUACAACCAGUUGGCCCACCAGCGGACACUCCCCACCACGACCGCAUCAGAUGGCACCAGCAUCCGUGUGAUCAUGCAUGUAAUCAACUCGGUUCUGCUUAGCUACAAGUGA
This is a messenger RNA of Miscanthus lutarioriparius, 4014 nucleotides long. The record is from the annotation of a GenBank genome assembly. Lineage: Eukaryota; Viridiplantae; Streptophyta; Magnoliopsida; Poales; Poaceae.